Puccinia graminis f. sp. tritici CRL 75-36-700-3 is the source of this 1131-nucleotide messenger RNA. RefSeq lists its product as uncharacterized. The transcript is spliced from 6 exons. Bases 1 to 1131 code for a protein of 376 amino acids. Gene Ontology annotation, molecular function: D-amino-acid oxidase activity; FAD binding. The record is from RefSeq and is a predicted model, not a curated record. NCBI's taxonomy places the organism in Eukaryota, Fungi, Basidiomycota, Pucciniomycetes, Pucciniales, Pucciniaceae.
AUGUCCAAUGUCAACGUCAUCGGAUCCGGUGUUCUUGGCCUCACCUGUGCUCUCGAGCUCGCCAAACAGCCCGGAUCACCAUACCGUGUCACUGUGGUGACCGCCGAAAACGCUAUGGCUAGAUGGUCUCAAGACCCGUCCACGAAGCUUCCAGUGGAGCCCGAUUUUGCUUCUCCUUGGGCGGGCGCUUUCUUCCACCCCUUCACUCCACAACCCGAGACCGAGCUACAGAAAAGGGUGGCCUCAUGGGAGAGGAAGUCGUUUAAGCCUCUUUGGGAGAUCGCUGAGCAAGAUCCUUCGGUCGUCAUGAAAACCGACUUCAAAAAGUAUUACAACCAUCCGUUGUCCGAAUUACCGUGGUAUAUGGAUCUGUUCCCAGAGGCUCGAAAAAUGAACGCCGAAGAAAUAGCGAAUGGACCCGAAGGAAAAGUCGACGGCCUGAUCUGCAAAUCGGUGACCCUGAACCCGAUCCGGUACCUAGAUUACCUUCGACAACAACUAGCCAAAUAUGACGUCCGCAUCAUUCACCAUCGUCUCGAGACCGUCACUGAGGCUUUUGAGGGCCAUCCCGAGUGCGGUCUACCGGCGGCAAAGAUAGUGAUCAAUGCGUGUGGUCUAGGCGCGGGCAAGAUAGGGGGCGUGUCGGACGGAAUGAUGGAGCCGAUUCGCGGCCAGACCAUGCUCAUCCGCCCCCCUCAACCGCUCCAACUGAUCACACGGGACGACGAGAAAUGUAUCUACAUCUGUUCCCGUCCACCCACGAUCCCGGGAGAAGGCGAAGAGGUCGUCCUGGGAGGCUCUUAUCAACCUGGCGACUCCUCAUUGGAGAUCGAUGACCAAAUCUCUCAUAGGAUCUUGUCCGAGGCACUCAAAAUCAGGCCCGAUCUCAGCCAUGACGGCACGGUUGAAGGCGUCCAAAUAGUGGAACAUGUCGCGGCUCUGAGACCUCAUAAUAAGAAUGGCCCUCGUGUCGAACGUGAAGAUUUCCACAUUAAAUCUACUAGUCAAGGAGAGACUCAGAAUUCAACUGGGAUAUUGGUCCAUUGUUAUGGAAUCGGGGGAGGAGGAUUCCAAGCAAGCUAUGGGGUUGCAGAAGAAGUGAGAAAUCUAGUAGAACAAGGCCGGUCUUGA